AUGAAGCUAACCUUAUUAUUGCUGUUUAAAGUUGUAUGUAUUUUUGCUAUACAAAAUCAAUUAUCACCUUCAUUUCUCGAAAAAGAGACUUCAGAACUAUCCCCUUCAUCCCAAAAUCUGGAUUCCUGAAUCAGCUGAAAAGACCAGAAUUCAAGAUUUGAUGCAAAAUUUCAACCAUUGCCGAAUGUCUUUACCCCUGAAUCACCAAAUUAUAGUGAAGGAUUAAUAAUGCAAGCGUGGUGGGCAUUUCUUUCAUCAUUUAUCAUGCUAACGGCAUUGAUUGUGACUAUUAUUUUUCGACUAAAGCUAGGAUACUGUGGAGGAAAGCAGUUAAAAAAUGAGCAAUUUACAAAACAAUUAAAAUGGACCCCAGGUACUUUGAGUUUUAUAUUGAAAAAUUAUAAAUAUGUUUUCUAUUAAUACAGGUAUUUUAUGAUUAAUAUUAAAAUAUAGGAGUUUUCCAAUUUAUUUUUCAUAUUUAUUGAUAAAUUUCAAUAUAUUUCUUACCUUUUAUUCUUAAUUGGAGGAGUGACCCUCUUAUUUGCAAGCGGACAGAUUUCUAAUCAAGCCAACAGCGCAGUUAAAAUCACAAAUGCCCACUCAGAAGCUACCUACUCCACUUUAUCCCAAAUUAAAGAAGAAUUAAUAGAAAUUUCUAAUCAGUCCCAUGAAGAAGAUAGCAGUUUCGCUGACAUUCACUAUAAUUUGCUUGAAAAAUCUAUAGAAGAAGCAGAGAAAAUGCAAGAUAAAGCAGAUAAUUUUGAAGAUGAUGUAAAUAGUCUAGAUAAAACAAGGUUAAUUGCAAGUUUUAUCAUAUUUUGCGUUGGGUUUGUACUGUAUCUAAUAGGUUUCGUUGCUUUUGUAAUAAAAGAAGAAACUGUUGCCUUGGGUUUUGGGAUUUCUUUAUGAGUUAUGGCAGUCCUUACAACUUUGACGUACGUUCCAUAUAUAAUGGAAUUGACUGGGAGUAUUGAUUAUUGCGAGUCUAUUUCUGAAUGCUUAGAUGAUAGCUAUAUUCCUUUACUCCCUCCUCCGUAAGCGAAUAAUUUAUUUCCCGAAAUUUAAAAAAAUCCCUAUUCGCAAAACGGAAAGCAAUUUAAUUUGUAAAAUUUAUGAUUUAAAAUGCGAGCUGUUUAAAAUUAACAGAAUUAGGAAGAGAUUUCAUUAUAAAGAUUAUAACUUAUAUAUCAAAAUUUUUGUUCACUCACGGAGGAUGGGCUUUUACCCAAAAAAUAGGGAUUUUUUCAAUGGUUUUGUUCACUCACAGUGGGUGGGAAUUAGGAAAUUCAGGACUAAGCUAUUACUACUCAGACCUUUCAAAUGAAUCUAAACAUGAUUUAACAAAAAUCCAAGCAGAAAUAUCAUUAUCAAUUGACGCAGACUUGAAAUUAAUAAAUUCAAGAUUGUUUAAUUUAUAUCAGAUUAACCCAAUCACGAACUCUGAUAGUUUAAGAUCAAUGCAUGAGCUAUUAAAUAACGAUGCAAAGAUAUUACAAUUGUGGAAAAUUCUUAAGGUCCUUGAAAAUGCUAUGGACGAUCUUGUGUUUUUUAAUAGGAAUUAUCAUGUAUUGAAUUUCUGUAAAGAUGUGAAUACAAAGACAUGCAAUGAUAUCAUGCAAAAUACGAGAGUUGGAGUAAUUGCUUUGAGCAUUUUGGUUAUUGCUUUUAUUUUGGGAGCCUGGGGAGGGUUUUUAGCUCCCAGGGUAGUUAAUAGGUGAAGGCGUGAGGAGGAUGAAAAUGCUCUUGCCAAGCAUAAUUUAUAUGGAGCAUGGAAGUAA
Blepharisma stoltei is the source of this 1778-nucleotide messenger RNA. NCBI's taxonomy places the organism in Eukaryota, Ciliophora, Heterotrichea, Heterotrichida, Blepharismidae. The record is from the annotation of a GenBank genome assembly.